Leptopilina boulardi is the source of this 3741-nucleotide messenger RNA. RefSeq names its product tyrosine-protein kinase Src42A (gene Src42A). NCBI's taxonomy places the organism in Eukaryota, Metazoa, Arthropoda, Insecta, Hymenoptera, Figitidae. The record is from RefSeq and is a predicted model, not a curated record. The transcript is spliced from 6 exons. Gene Ontology annotation, cellular component: extrinsic component of cytoplasmic side of plasma membrane. Gene Ontology annotation, molecular function: ATP binding; non-membrane spanning protein tyrosine kinase activity; signaling receptor binding. Gene Ontology annotation, biological process: innate immune response; protein phosphorylation; cell surface receptor protein tyrosine kinase signaling pathway. Bases 470 to 1999 code for a protein of 509 amino acids.
UUCUCUAUAUCAUCGAAUUCAAUGAAAGUUUCGUCCAAAUCAUUCAAGGAUAUUUAUCUGCAGUCUGCUGCUUUCGCCAAUUCGAAAGCGGAUUUUGAAUGUAGAAUGAUCACGCACGCGUAUGUUCGAUGACGUGAGAAUUCGAUCGUUUGAAGAGAACAAAUUGUCGACGGUCAGUGCUCUCGAAACUAAUAAACAAAAUAAAUUUAAUUUUCAAGACUGACUCUAAUUAAUAUAUAAUUUGUAUUUUAAAAAAAAAAAAAAAAAAAGUGUUAACGACAAAUAUAAACGAGCUUUAUCUAUGACAAAGAUUAACAAUUUUAUAAAGUUUUAAUUAUACAUAAAUUUUUAAUUAUAUAUUUUAUGAAGAAAUUCUUGACAUGCGAAUUUUAAAAUUCGUUUAAAAUAAUAUUUCUUUAGAAGAAGAAAGACUUGAUUUUUUUAAAAAUACGAUAAAAAAGGAGGAAAAAUGGGAAAUUGCUUCAGUAAUCAAACAGAUGCAGAAAAGGAGAAGCCUGAUAGGAUAGGUAAUCCUAGUAUUGAAAUGGCUGUGGCUUCACAAGCAAGUCCUGGGGGUGGUGUUCCUACACCUCCACCGGAUCCAAUUAGGCCAAUGCCACAAAUACCACAUACUGAUGUUCCAUCGGCGAAAAUAUUUGUUGCUCUUUAUGAUUAUGAUGCACGCACUGAUGAGGAUCUUAGUUUUCGUAAAGGUGAACAUUUGGAAAUUUUAAAUGACACACAGGGUGAUUGGUGGCUUGCAAGAAGUAAGAGAACACGACAAGAGGGUUACAUUCCCAGUAAUUAUGUUGCAAAACUGAAAUCAAUCGAAGCCGAGCCAUGGUACUUCAGAAAAAUUAAAAGAAUCGAAGCUGAGAAGAAACUUCUUUUGCCUGAGAAUGCUCAUGGAGCUUUUCUAAUUCGAGAUUCUGAAAGUCGACACAAUGACUAUUCACUUUCAGUGAGAGACGGAGACACUGUGAAACAUUAUCGUAUAAGGCAACUGGACGAGGGUGGCUUCUUCAUUGCAAGGCGAACAACAUUCAGGAAUCUUCAGGAUCUUGUCGAACAUUACAGUAAAGAUGCUGAUGGACUUUGUGUUAAUUUAUGCAAACCAUGUGUACAGGUUGAGAAACCCGUAACCGAGGGACUUAGUCAUCGAACUAGGGAUCAAUGGGAAAUUGAUAAGACAACAUUGAAAUUUGUUCGCAAAUUGGGUCAAGGUCAAUUUGGAGAAGUAUGGGAGGGUCUUUGGAAUAAUACAACUUCAGUGGCAAUUAAAACACUAAAACCAGGAACAAUGGAUCCAAAAGAUUUCUUAGCUGAAGCGCAAAUAAUGAAAAAACUCAGGCACGAUAAGUUAAUUCAACUUUAUGCCGUUUGCACGAUGGAAGAGCCAAUUUACAUAAUCACUGAACUUAUGAGAAAUGGAAGUCUUCUCGAAUAUUUGCAAGGAAAAGGAAGAGGUUUAAAUCUUCAACAAUUGAUUGAUAUGUCGGCUCAAAUCGCAGCUGGAAUGGCGUAUUUAGAGUCGCAAAAUUAUAUUCAUCGUGAUUUGGCCGCUCGUAAUGUUCUCGUAGCUGAUGGUAAUGUUGUUAAAAUAGCAGAUUUUGGUCUCGCUAGGCUGAUAAAGGAAGAUGAAUACGAGGCAAGAAUAGGAGCAAGAUUUCCAAUUAAAUGGACUGCACCUGAAGCUGCAAAUUACAGCAAAUUUAGUAUUAAAUCAGAUGUAUGGUCAUUUGGAAUUCUUCUCACAGAGCUGGUCACUUACGGAAGAAUUCCUUAUCCUGGUAUGACAAACGCUGAAGUUUUGCAUCAAGUUGAGCACGGUUAUAGAAUGCCGUGCCCACCAAAUUGUCCCGCGGCAUUGUAUGAUAUUAUGUUGGAAUGUUGGAAUAAAGAUCCAAUGAAGAGGCCAACAUUUGAGACACUCCAGUGGAAAUUGGAAGAUUUUUUCACUAUGGAAGGCUCGGAAUAUAAAGAAGCAUCGGCUUACUGAGUAAUGUUGCCUGGUGAAAUUAAAAUGUUCACAAGUUUACCUGUUUACAAUUCGUACAGACGGUCUACGAAAUCAAGUUGGAGAAAAUCUUUUGCACGUCCGGCAAGGGAUUAUCAGGUCUAUAGAAAUUUAACAGAAAAAAAAACUCGACAUUUUUAUUAAAAAAUAACAAGAUGAAGUUUGUGAUAUCCAAGAAGUACUGUUUUCAGUUUGUAAAGAAGAUAAUCUGAGAGAUGUAGUACAACAGUACUGUUUAUUUUUUUAUCGUCGUAACAAUUUUUAAUUUUUUUUUUUUUUUUAUUUUCGUUUUUUCACAAUUAUGGCUGCCAUACAUAAGAUUCUAGAAGUGUCUAGGAUAAUUUUUUUUUUUUUUUUAACGCCUUAGGUGUCUAUUGAUUUUAGCGAAACGGUUGGUUUUAAAAAUUGAAUUUUUCAUUAAGGGACAAAUACAAAUACGUUAUGAAGAGAAAAAGGUGACGAAAAUUCCAAGUAGAUGAUUCGCGAAGGAAAAUUAAUUUUUACUGACGUGAAUUUGAAAAAAAAAUUCCUACAAAACGAUAAGAACAGUCGUUAUAAGUUAGUGGCGAGGGGGUUUAUAGUAAAUAAAAAAAUUCCAUUACUAUAACUCUUGAAAGUUUGUAAGCAAUUUUUUGCUUACAGAAGCGUCGGCAUCAAUUAUCAUCAACGAUAUAUUUAGUCUUUAUUGCUUUUUGUUACUAAUAAUCUUAAAACUGGAAUUUUUUUUUUUAUAUUUAAAACUAAAGUAUUUAAUUACACGUUAAAAAGACACAAUUUGGAAAUAAUUUAAUUAUUUUCGAUACAUUUUGUAUAAAAUAUUUUCCCCGGUUUAAAAAAAAAAAAAAUAUCGAGAUGAUGACAAAGACAAAAUUUUUUUUUUUAAUUUAAAUGGAACCAAAUCGCAGUGUACAGUAGCGAAUUAUUCUAAAGUAAGCGCACAUAGAUUUAGUCACUUUUUUUCUUUUUUUUUUCAAUGACAAAUACGUAUCAUCAGAGUAUGAUAAGUUGUUAAUUUUGACCAAUCUUAUUAUUAAUCUUUUACAAAAAAAAAUUCGGUCUAGUGCAUAUUACUAACGUUUAAUUAUUAGUAUAACCGAUUAACAGUAACGAAAUUUAUUCAAAAAAAAAAAAAAUCGUUCUGUUGUCACUACUCACCACUAGUUAUUUUAUGCAAAUCACUCUAAUUUUUUGCUUUCGUUUCAAAUUCAUUGAAAAAAAAAAUCAUAUUUCUUAACAAUUUAUAACUUACAAGUUUUUUAAGCUUUUAUCUCCCUUUUUUUUCUUUUUUCGAAAAAAAUGGGAAUUUUUUUAAUACAUUUUCUGAUAAUUUUUUUUUCAAAACUCCUAUUUUUCGAUUAUAUUAUGGUAAUUACAAUUUUAAUUAGUUUUAGUAAUUAUGAAUUGUACAAUUAUUUUAUAUUUUAUACAUAUCGAGUAAUUUUAGAAAAUAAUAUACUUAUUUUCGUUUCUUCCAUUUACAAUUCUUUUUUUUUUAUACCUGUGCUUUAUAAAUAAAUGUGUAUUUACAUGCGCACACGUAAACUACAUUAAGUAGUUAAAAUAUAAACGAUCAAGAAAAAUGUUUUUUUAAGUCAAUUUAAAAAAAAAAAUUGUAUCAUUUAUGCCGUUAACUGAUCUUAACCGAUAAUUGAUUUUGUUAUGUCAAUACCGUCGUCGACUUUUAUUACUGUAUUAAUAAUAAACAAAAAUAUGGUUUAUUAGAA